Drosophila serrata is the source of this 2822-nucleotide messenger RNA. It is a transcript of the gene Ten-a, whose product is annotated as Teneurin-a transmembrane protein. NCBI's taxonomy places the organism in Eukaryota, Metazoa, Arthropoda, Insecta, Diptera, Drosophilidae. The record is from RefSeq and is a predicted model, not a curated record. Gene Ontology annotation, biological process: motor neuron axon guidance.
AUGGCAACUGACGAUGAGUCCGGUACAAUGGCAAUGACGUUGGGUCCUGGAACCUGGAAUAAAAAUAAGCCAAAAGCAGAUAAGGUCCUUGAAAUGGGGUUAAAAACGCGGCCAGAAUCGGUGAAUCCAAUAUUGGGCGGCCACCCACAGCAGAUGCCGCAGAGUAUGUCAACUGGCAGCAACACAAUCGGCCAUGGUGGCAUCGAUCGCGGCGGCGUUGGACUGCCAAUGGGCGCCGGAACAAUGCCCGGCGGCGUGGGCGUGGGCGGUGGUCCACAGGUGGGACCGCCCGGGAGCGGUAAUGGUGGCAACUGCCAGAUAAGCGGCUCUCAGCCGCUGGUCAUGCCCGGAUUCCCGUUGCGUAAUUCCCACUCAGCGCAUGCACCGCAUUAUUCGCCAUAUUCGCCAUCCAGGUUUCACAUAGAUAAACGCUGUCAGCACCGAUGUUCCUGGAAAUGCUUGAGCAUCGCCUUAAUAUUCGUAUCCGUCGUCCUAACCGCCAUGGUGGCAUAUUUUGCAGCAGUCAACUCGAUGAAACCGAACAUGGACAGUACCAAUUGCAUUUUAGUGCAGGACGUCAAGUCGCAACCUCACGACCUGCGCGGCGGCCUGGCCAAGGCGAAUGAGAAGGGCGUGGCCACCGCUUAUCCCACGGAGGAAUCGAUACAGACCAGCACCUCGGACCACAAUCACAACCAUCAAAAUGGCCUGAAUGCGGCGGUGGGCGGCGGAAUUGGUGGCGUCGGUGGCAAUGCGGGCAUUCAGCAGCAACUCCUGUUGCAGCAACAGCAGCCGCAUUCGAUAAACCAACCGCUGACACCGCUGGAUGCGACCAAUACCCAGCUGCAGGAUCAUCAGCAACUCACCUAUGGCGGCGGCAUAGCCGGCUCGAAUGGUGGCCUAAAUGGCGGACUCGGCGGUCAGUUGCUGCAGCCGAACGGAGGACUCGGUGGCCACCAUCACCAUCAGGCACUGCAGCCGCAACUGGGCGGCGUCGUCGAACUGAAGGAGUUCAACGAGGCCUAUCAUGCCACCAUACCCGCCUAUCAGUUCUGGACUCUGGAAUUCCGUAACAAACAUCCGGCCUUCAUUAGAUUCAACUUCACCCUUCCCUGGGGCGCUCACUUUGCGGUCUAUUCCCGCCGGAAUGUUGCGCCCUCGGUGACGCAGCACGACUUUGUGGAGUUCAUCAAGGGCGGACGUCUCGAUAGCCAUUUGCGACAUCGUCGCAGCUCCAAUGGAUCCAUCAAUUCCAUUUCCGCUGGCCAACAGGAUGUGGAACUGUACCGGGAGGAGGAACGCGACAGAAGUCAUCUGCUCGAGGAACACGAUCGCGAAGAUUCCGAGCUGGACGACAGCCACAGCUUCGAGUCGAGUGAGGCAUACGAUGUGGAGACACCGCUGGACACUGCCAAGCAGCAUCUGCAGCGGAUCGGGAAGCCGCAGGGUAGCCAUUGGCUCAAUAAGAGAUCCGCCGGCGAUUCCGGCCUCCCCGCUCUCGAUGUGGACGCCAUGACGGUGAAUGUCUCUCUGCUGCAGUAUCUGGACACCGGGCUAUGGUUCAUCUCGGUCUACAACGAUGAGUUGGUGGCCCAUUCGGUGUCCCUGCUGGCCGAGGAGGCCGAGGGUGUCAGCACCACCUGUCCAAAUGAUUGCUCCGGACGUGGCAGCUGUUACCUGGGCAAAUGUGAUUGCAUCGAUGGCUACCAGGGUGUGGAUUGUUCAAAGAGCGUCUGUCCCGUUUUGUGCUCGGCCCAUGGACACUAUGGCGGCGGGGUGUGCCACUGCGAGGAGGGCUGGAAGGGCGCCGAGUGCGACAUUCCAGUGGGCGAGUGCGAGGUUCCCAAUUGUUCCAGCCAUGGACGCUGCAUCGAGGGCGAGUGCCACUGCGAGCGCGGCUGGAAAGGACCCUACUGCGAUCAACACGACUGCCUGGACCCACUCUGCUCAGGACACGGCACCUGUGUCGCUGGCCAAUGCUAUUGCAAGGCAGGCUGGCAGGGCGAGGAUUGUGGAACCAUUGACCAGCAGGUGUAUCAAUGUUUGCCCGGUUGCUCCGAGCAUGGAACCUACGACCUGGAGACGGGACAAUGUGUCUGCGAAAGGCACUGGACGGGACCAGAUUGUUCUCAAGCUGUCUGCAGUUUGGAUUGCGGCCGGAAUGGUGUUUGUGAGUCCGGAAAAUGCCGAUGCAAUUCCGGAUGGACCGGCAACCUGUGCGACCAGCUGCCCUGCGAUUCCCGUUGCUCGGAACAUGGCCAAUGCAAGAAUGGCACCUGCGUCUGCUCCCAAGGAUGGAAUGGCCGUCACUGCACGCUGCCUGGAUGCGAAAAUGGUUGCUCUCGACACGGUCAGUGUACCCUGGAAAAUGGUGAAUACCGUUGCGAUUGUAUCGAAGGAUGGGCUGGUAGCGAUUGUUCAAUUGCCUUGGAACUGAACUGCAAGGAUAAUAUCGAUAAUGAUGGUGAUGGCAUGACCGAUUGUUCAGAUAGCGAAUGCUGCUCUCAUCCUGCCUGCUCGGAGCACAUUAUGUGCCUAUCCUCCAAUGAUCCUGUGGAGGUCCUGCUCAGGAAGCAGCCUCCCUCGGUGACCGCCUCCUUUUACCAGAGAGUCAAGUUCUUGAUCGAGGAGAACUCGGUGCAGUCGUAUGCCCACAUGGACGAGUACAGCGAAAAUCUCUUCUGGAGCUCGUUCACACCUUGUCGUGUUUCGGUGAUGCGAGGACAAGUGAUCACACCCCAAGGACUCGGCAUCGUGGGCAUUCGCGUUUCCGUGGAUCGUGAUUCCCGAUUUGGCUUCACUCUGACCCGUCAAGGAGGAUG